UGUCAUUCGCAACAGCGUAUUCAUACUGAUCAAAGAUAAUGAUGUCGUGGACAGACUCAAAUGAAAUAAAUAAUCAGCAAUGGCCCGAGGAUCUGUCAAACGUACAUAUCCUCCAACAACCUGCUCCUCAGGCAACCACUAUUUUACAGCAGUCUCCAGCAGCAGUGUCUUCACCUUUUGCCUUGGUGCGUCCAGGACACAUCAGAGAGGAUCUGGUUGAACUGAUGAUGAUGCAGAAUGCACAGAUGCAUCAGGUUAUCAUGAAUAACAUGACCAUGUCUGUACUCAAUACUUUUGACUACACGCAUACACCUGGGACAAGGCUCGAUGUGGAUUUAGAGGAGGAGCCUGAUGUUUACCAUCAUUAUUACCCCCCUGUGCCCAGCCUCUUUUACCCGGGUUGGGUUCCUUUACCUCAGCCACUGAUUCAAGCACCAUCUCCUCUUCUCCAGAACACCCAGGACCCAUCACAACCUGCACAGCCUAUUCGGACAGAAUACAGAGACAGGAAAGCUGUUCCACCCCCACCUCCACCCAGUGCUACACAGACUGUUGGUGCUGACAUCCCACCUGCACCAGAGUUUUAUGAUGCAGAGAAAGGGCAGUGAUGAACAGUUUUUCUUAUGGGAUACACAGAACUCAUUCUGCCUUAAUUUUACUGGUAUUUUACCAUGUAUUGUGCAAGCUAAUUUUAUUUAACUGCAUGUUAAGUACUACAUGCAUUUAUUUUAGUUUUUUAACACCAUUUGAUGUACCCUGUUUAAUAUUUGGUUUAUGAAAACAUACUUUUAUUGAGCAUCCUAUUAUAUUCAAUUUCUGAGAGUUGCUGAAUUUGUUAUUGUAUUAAUGGGCCCUCUUUCAAUUGUAGGAUCUCAGACAGUUGUUAUAAUUUUCUAUAGAUUUAGUGUAUUGUUUUUCAG
Molecule: messenger RNA, 920 nt
Organism: Xyrauchen texanus (razorback sucker)
Lineage: Eukaryota; Metazoa; Chordata; Actinopteri; Cypriniformes; Catostomidae
Product: proline-rich protein 29-like
Exons: 6
Coding region: 39-608 (189 amino acids)
Source: RefSeq, a predicted model, not a curated record